AACAAAAGACAUCUGUCUACUUUGUCUGUCUGUCUGUCUGUAUCACGGAGUUCAUACUCAGUUCUUUGUAUAAAUGAGAUGUAAGCAAAAAAAGAGUAAAUUGGUUUCGGUAAUUUUUAGGAUAAUGUACUUCGCAAGGUUUGUCAUGUAAAAUGCGGAAACUGUUUAAUACUUUCAAAUAGGUACCAUCUUUAAACUGUUACUCAAACUAAUAACUAAAAAAAAAAAAUCAAAAUUUUCUGUAAUCGAUGUCUGCAUAUAUGGGAACAUUGUAUUACCUUAUAAUUAAACAUAGGUAUGUAAUUGGACGAAAAAUCAUAUUUGUGUUAAAUAUAAUAAAUUAGUAUUAAUGAAAUGUCCCUGGGAAUUAAGGUAUGCAUACAUCAAACACUAGAUAAGUUACAUUACAGAUUGAACCCAGCAUGCAUUGAAAAUUUUAUGAGGAUAAUCCAUGAAUACAUCAAACAUCAGAUAAGUCUCAUGCAUGGCACGCGUUGAUAAUUUUACGAAGAUAAUCACAUGUAUUUUCGUGAGAUAGCAAAAGCUAGAGGGAAGCUUCCAUGAAUACUGUGGCUGAAAUCAUUAUAAAGUAACCCAUUUUGCAUUCGUACAGAACGUCAUCUUGAGAUGUGUAGCGAGUUAUAUGGUAUCAAGACUGACGGUGAUAGUUGCCUAUGUAGGGCAGAAAUUACAUGUUCUAGUACAUACGUAACAAAUCAUUUGGAAAAAGCAAUAUUUUAAAAAAGCACAUGCAUACCCAAACAGAAGGUAAAACUUCAUUUACAUGAGAUUUGUAAUAAAUCGUUUAGACAAAGUAGUAUUUUAAAAGAGCAUACACUCACUCACUCAAGUAUGAAACCUCGUGUGUGUGAAGUAUGUAAGAAGUCAUUUAGGUUUCAGUGUGGUUUAAAGGAGCACAUGCUCAUUCAUACAGGAGAGAAACCUCAUAUGUGCAAAGUAUGCAAGAUGUCAUUUAGACAAAAGGUUGGUUUAAAAAUGCAUGAGGUUAUUCACACAGGAGAGAAGCCUCAUAUUUGUGAAGUAUGUAAGAAGUCAUUUAGUCAAAAGGGGAAUUUAAAUGAACAUAUGCUCAUUCAUACAGGAGAGAAACCUCAUGUGUGCAAAGUAUGUAAGAUGUCAUUUAGACAAAAGAUUGGUUUGAAAAUGCAUAUGCUUAUUCACACAGGAGAGAAACCUCAUGUCUGUGAAGUAUGUAAGAAGUCAUUUAGUCAAAAGGGGAAUUUAAAUGAGCAUAUGAUUAUCCACACAGGGGAGAAACCUUAUAUGUGCGAAGUAUGUAUGAAAUCAUUUACAGGGAAUAAUAGUUUAAAGAAGCAUAUGCUAAUUCACACUGGAGAGAAACCUCAUGUGUGUGAAGUGUGUAUGAAAUUAUUUAGACAAAAGUGUAGUUUAAGACAGCAUAUGCUUACUCACACUGGGGAGAAACCUCAUGUUUGUGAAGUAUGCGACAAGUCAUUUAAUGAAAGGAGUAUAUUAAACAAUCAUAUGCUAACUCACACCGGAGAGAAAACUCAUGUGUGUGAAGUAUGUAAUAAGUCAUUUAGACGAAAGCAUCAUUUAAAUAAGCAUGAACUUAUUCACACAGGAGAGAAGCCUCACAUGUGUGAAGUAUGUAAAAAAUCAUUUAAUCAAAAAACUCAUUUAAACAAGCAUAUGCUUAUUCACACAGAGAAACCUCAUAUGUGUGAACUAUGUAAGAAGACAUUUCGUGUAAAGGAUACUUUAAACAAGCAUAUGCUUAUUCACACAGUAGAGAAACCUCAUGUGUGUGAGGUAUGUAAGAAGACAUUUAGUAACAAAGGUAGUUUAAACAAGCAUGGGCUUAUUCACACAGGAGAGAAGCCUCAUGUGUGUGAAGUAUGUCAAAGGUCAUUUAGUCAAAAGUGGAAUUUAAAUGUGCAUAUGCUUAUUCACAGAGGACAGAAAUCUCAUCUUUAUACUGAUCGCAGCUGUGCCAUUACUGAUAGAGAUGUCUGCCUUGUGCUUGUCAUGAAAAAGGUGUUUGGUAUUUCUAUUCAUGAUAAACAAUGUGUUUUAAAAGAGCAUAUGCUAAUUCACCCAGGCGAGAAACCUCAUAUAUGUGAAGUAUGUAGUAAGUCAUUUAGAUAUAAAUGUGGUUUAAAGGAACAUAUACUCGUUCAUACAGGAGAAAAACCUCAUUUGUGCAAAGUAUGUAAGAUGUCAUUUAGGCAAAAGGUUGGUUUGAAAAUGCAUGCAGUUAUUCACACUGGCGAGAAACGUCAUGUUUGUGAAAUAUGUAAGAAAUCAUAUAGUCAAAAGGGGAAUUUAAAUGAACAUAUGCUCAUUCAUACAGGAGAGAAACCUCAUGUGUGCAAAGUAUGUAAGAUGUCAUUUAGACAAAAGAUUGGUUUGAAAAUGCAUAUGUUUAUUCACACAAGAGAGAAGCCUCAUGUUUGUGAAGUAUGUAAGAAGUCAUUUAGUCAAAAGGGAAAUUUAAAUGAACAUAUGAUUAUUCACACAGGAGAGAAACCUUAUAUGUGUGAAGUAUGUAUGAAAUCAUUUACAGGAAAUAAGAGUUUAAAGACCCAUAUGCUAAUUCACACUGGAGAGAAACCUCAUGUUUGUGAAGUAUGUAUGAAAAUGUUUAGACAAAAGUGUAGUUUAAGGCAACAUAUGCUUACUCAUACAGGAGAGAGACCUUAUAUUUGUGAAGUAUGUGAGAAAUCAUUUAAUGAAAGGAGUAUUUUAAACAAUCAUAUGCUUAUUCACACUGGAGAGAAAAGUCAUGUGUGUGAAGUAUGUAAUAAGUCAUUUAGACGAAAACAUCAUUUAAAUAAGCAUAUACUUAUUCACACAGGAGAGAAACCUCACACGUGUGAAGUAUGUAAGAAAUCGUUUAAUCAAAAAACUCAUUUAAACAAGCAUAUGCUUAUUCAUGCAGAAAAACCUCAUAUGUGUGAUAUUUGUAAGAAGAUGUUUCGUGUAAAGGAUAUUUUAGACAAGCAUAUGCUUAUUCACACAGUAGAGGAACCUCGUAUGUUUGAGAAAUGUAAGAAGAUGUUUAGUGACAAUGGCUGUUUAAAAAAGGAUGUGCCUACUGACACAGAAGAGAAAUCUCAUUUGUGUGAAAUAUGUCAAAGGUCAUUUAACCAAAAGUGGAAAUUAAAUGUGCAUAUGCUCAUUCACACGGGAAAGAAACUUCAUUCGUGAGAAGUAUGUAAGAUGUUUAGUGAAAUGUGUAAUUUAACCAAGUACAUUCUUAUUCACAUAGGAGAGAAAUUGUGUGUGUAAGGUAUGUUAAAUUCAUUUAAAUGUGGAUAUCAGUAUAAGAACUAGUCAUUUGGAUUGAUGAAUUUGAAGAAAUCUGCACAAAAGAGAAAGCUGCUGUCCUUUCAGCCCAUAUUAGUGACAACUUUUAUUUACCUAUGCAAUAAGUACUUCUGUAUGCAGCUAAGAAUCCUCAUUGUAUGAGUUGAAGUCUGGUUUGAUCUUCCCCGAUGAUAUAAUUUAGCCACAGUAAAAUUUGUAGAAUUUACCCAGUCGUUCAGUGAUGAAAUUUAUGACUUGCAGAGAUUAUACAGAAUGCUUUAUUCCAUUCCAUAUAAUCAUGUACUGUAAUCUCUUGAUACCGGUGAGCCUGUGUGACAUAUAUGAAUUUUCAUUUGAUCAACAAACCAUGUAUUUCUUUACACAGUAGAAGACAUUCCUUGAGACAUUUUGUAUGAUAAUUAAUGUGUAGUGUUUACGUGUACUGCCUAAUGAAAUGGGCUAUAUAUAUAAGUACUUUUAGUACUGAAAUUCUAAAAUAUGGCUGAAUGUAUCAUCUCGUAUGCAUACUGUAAAUUGCUUGUGUUUUGUGUUACACUUGUCUGUUUGAGAAUUUAAUGUAGAUACGAAGAGCAGUUGUGCUAUUACUAUUAAAAAUGUCUUCCUUGUGCCUGUCAUGAAAAAUGUGUUGGGCUCAUGAUGAAGAAGUACUAAACGCUGUGCCUAUCCAGCUCCAGUAUUAAAUGUUUCAGUGCAUAUCAAUCAGAAAACUGAUACAAGGUUCCACAGCAUUGUUAGGAAGGGCAAAUGAGUUCUAAAAUAUUUUCAGUCAAAUCUUCGGCAUACCAAGUAAUGCAAUGUAGGUGUGUAAAGUAUAUAAAAAGACAUUUCUAAAAAUUAAAAAACAUCAUUUCUUUGGAGGUAAGAAAUCUAUGUAUACUGGAUAUUUAUUCAUAUUUAUUAUUGUUCUGUGUUUUUUGCAACCAGGGAUGAAAGAAUAUUAAAAUAAUACACUUUUUGUUUUAUCUGUCGUAAUUUCAGGCAAAAUUGAAAUUAUUUUCCAUUUUUGGCAACUUUAGAAUAUUUUCAUUCAGAAAAUAAAAAAUAUAAUGCCAUAAAUCACAGAACUGAAAAGUAAACAAGGUAAUAAAAGCUAUAAUCAGUAGCUUUUGCAAGCUGGAAGUUUCCAAAGCAGUUAGCGAAAGCAAUAAGCUAGUGCUAUAAAGGUUUAAACUUAAUUUCAUUCGUCUUCUUUUGUAUAUUUUUAUGAUAACAGCUUUAUCCAUUGUAAUUGCUUCAGAAUAUUCAGUACUCUUCUGCUAUCAGGACUUGAUUUAGAAAUGUAUGUAUAUAAGUGUGGAUGGAUGUGUUUAUGUAUGCAAUGUAUAUAUGUACACAUGUGUGUAUACAUACAGAUAUAUGCAUGUGCACAUAUGCAUACAAAUGUGCAUUUCUGAAUCCAGUCCGAUAACCUAAAAGUACCAAAUAUUCAAAUGAAUAUCUCAGUUUUCUGUAUAAAAUUCAGUUUAUGCAGUUCUUUUCCAACUUUUUUUUUUUUUUUUUUUUUUUUUAAGUCAAAAAUCUGCCUUUUUGCUCAUACAGGAUUAGUAUGUAUACUUUUUCAAUUAGAUUUUAUGCCUGGCAGCCUUGAAAAGAGUUUAAGGCAAGCUUUAUAAAUCUGUUUCCAUAAAAAUGUCAGGUACUAUACCGUUUUGAGGACCGUAAAAAAUGGCCAAACUGUUGUUGAUGCCAUUGCUGCCAAAAAUAAUUGCGGUAACCCUAACGCAAGAAAGGAAGUAUAAUAGUAAAUUAACUAAGAUUAAUUUUGUUUUAAUUCAGAUAAAAGGUUAAUUUCAUAUAAUCCUUUUUAUUAUUAUAAUUUAUAUAAAAAAGGAUAAGCAUAACUGAAUGGAAGCAUAUGAGUAAAUAACUAUUUCAGAUCAUUAUUAUAAUUUAUAUAAAAAAAGCUAAACAUAACUGAGUGGAUUCCUGUAUCGCUAUUUUCGCUACCGAGAUAUCGCUACAGCAUUAUUUCAUCUCAUUGGUUGUUCAAACAUAAUUUUCUAUAAUGAAUGAUGCCUUUACUUUGAAAAAAAUUCUAUUGCAGACUUUUUGUCACUGGGCAAUUCGGAAAGUGUUAAAUCAACAGCGUUAUCAAAAAAGGAUUUUAAAAUUAAACUAGUAUUUCAAUGGUGUCUUAAGAAAUACAGAACUAUCUAAACUUAUGCAAAUUGAAAUCAGUGUGUACGUUAGAUUUGGUGCACUGUUAAAUGGUCGCGUAUACUAGAUUUGGCACUUUUGCGCAUACAUUUUUGCUGCAAUUUUUUUACGUUCCUCAAAACGGAAUAGUACCAAAUGUCACAUGAUGAAAAAUGUAUCAUAGUAUUAUCAUAUAAUGGAUUUGACAGGAAAUUUUUCAUAUUUUUUUAAAGAAAAAUGAAAGCAAAAUUAUUUUUAUUUUUUACUUUUGAUCUUCAGUGUUAUUUUCUUUAAGAUGUUUAUCUGCCUUUUAUUCACUCUUCUUUUCACUAGAAACAAGCAAUGAAAAUUGCAAAAAUUGUUCCAAUUUUGUCACAGGACAGGUGACAUGGACAGAUAUCUGUGCAAAAGAAUUUUCUUGUUGAUAAUGAAAUUGAAACUUUUGAGAUCCAUUUUUAUAUGUGUCAGUGCACCAUACAGAGGGCUGACACAAGACUUUUGGCCACCUGGCGCAAUCUCUGUGGGUCCUAAUUAAAUCUAAAUUAGUGCUGCCACCAGAUAAAUGAUUAACAGAAUUUUCAAAUUGAAAAAGCUCUUAAAUAUUUUACUGUGUGUUGUUGCUAUAAAACGUAUGUUUUUUGUACCUUUUAAUGUAUAAUUAUCAUAAUAUCAUUUCAGAAUCAAUGUCAUAAAUAGUAUGUUUAAUUAUCUGUUAUUUUAAGUUUUAAAGUUAGCUUUUCACAAUUUCAAUAGUGCUCCUAUAUUGAAUAUUAGUUUUUAAAUAAAAAUGUUUUUUAAUAAUGAUAGUUUUUCAUAGUAAUUCUAUAAGGAUUUCUUAUAGAUUUAAAUGGACACUAUUAUCAGCGUCAAAUCAUGCUGAUUAUGAUUUUACUUCUUUUUUAAUGUGAGCCACUGUCCUUAAAAUAUUUGUAAACCUCUGGAUGGAGCAUGAUGAACAUAAAAGAAAGAAUUAAAGCUAACUGUUAGUAAAACUAAUAAAAGGCCACUAAACAUCUUUAAAAUAUGUUCGACUAUUGUGAAAUGCAAAUGUUUCAAGAAAUUUUGUAAUUUAAUGCUAUUUGCUUGAUAAAUUUCAUUUAGUUAGUUUUA
Molecule: messenger RNA, 6558 nt
Organism: Stegodyphus dumicola
Lineage: Eukaryota; Metazoa; Arthropoda; Arachnida; Araneae; Eresidae
Biological process (GO): regulation of DNA-templated transcription
Molecular function (GO): DNA-binding transcription factor activity, RNA polymerase II-specific; RNA polymerase II cis-regulatory region sequence-specific DNA binding
Source: RefSeq, a predicted model, not a curated record